GCGUUCCAGCCGGAUGUUGGCAGGCAGCGACAUAAAAAAGUGGAGCCGGGAAUAGAGGCGGCAAGGACGGAAGAGGAGCUCCACUACAACGGAAGAGGACCUCCACGACACUACGCGGAGAGCCGGGGGGGGGACAGCACCUCCAAAACCGCCAUGGACAACUAAACAUAUCACGGUUGUGUCUGGGAAGGCUCCGGCAUUUGGACUAAGGAGGGCCGCGGUGUAGUCACGUUAAUGGUGGAUCAUCGCGGUGCCUUCCCGCCGCACACUGGAACCUUUUGUUCGCCUGUUCUCCCCCCAUGUACGCCCCCGGACUCCCCGGGCGUGCUGCGUGCAGGUCCCGCCACAUGGACGCAUAGCAGCGGCGGCGGUGGAGCUGGUGGAACAUUAUCGUCAUCUUCAGUCAUGUUCGCGGUGCGCAUCGUCACCGCCGACUACUACCUGGCCAGUCCGCUCCCGCAGCUGGACGUGGGCUACUCCGAGUUCCGGGGCAGCGACGUCCAGAAGGUGCCGGUGGUGCGAGUGUUCGGAGCCACGCCUGCAGGCCAGAAAACGUGCCUCCACCUUCACGGCGUGUUCCCGUACAUCUACAUUCCAUUUGACGGCUAUGGGCAGCAACCAGAGCGCUACCUGCGUCAGGUGGCCUUCAGCAUCGACCGAGCCCUCAACGUUGCCAUGGGCAACCCUACCUCCAAUACCCAGCACGUCUUCAAGGUGGUAUUGGUCUCUGGCAUGCCUUUCUAUGGCUACCACUCCAAAGAGAAGCACUUUAUGAAGAUCUAUCUGUACAAUCCUCAGAUGGUCAAAAGGGUGUGUGAGCUGCUGCAGAGCGGGGCGGUCCUGAACAAGAUCUACCAGCCUCACGAGGGCCACAUCCCUUACCUGCUGCAGCUCUUCAUGGACUACAACCUGUACGGCAUGAACCUGCUCAGCCUGGCGGCCGUCAAGUUCCGCAGGAGCCACAACAAAGAUGAGGUGUCAGCAGCCCCAGACAGGCAGACUCCCAGCAGUCCUUUCACGGCCAACAGUCCCUCCACGUCCAAACUCAACCACAGCGCCCUGGGGAGUACCUUUGUACGCUGGGAGGAGGACGCCAUCCCUUGCUCCCUGGUGCUGGAGGAGGUGCAGAGGCAGAGCACCUGUGAGCUAGAGGUGGAUGCGGUCGCCGUGGACGUCCUCAACCGUCUGGAGAUUGAGAAUCAGAUUGGACGGAACCCCGGUCUACAAGCCAUUUGGGAGGAUGAGAAGCAGCGGAGGAGAGAAAAGAACAAGGACUCACAGCUAGAAACCCCAGAGUCACAAGAUCGAGAGUUCGUCUCUCCCACUGAGAGUGAGCAGCUCUUCAUGAACAAACUGAGGGAGAUUCUGAGGGAGAAUGACUUUGAUGUGUAAGUGACAUUUUAUGUCUCUUGUUUUGUCCUCCUUUCUGUCCAAUACCACAUGAAAGCGAUGGGUUGGACUUUUAUUUUGUUAGCGCAGGCAGGAUGGAGAAGUAUGUUUUAUUGUGAAGGCAGCAAACGUGCAGUCGGUCUUUGGAGUUUUGACGGCAGGUACGGCGCGAGAGUGUUGAAAUAAAAAGUGGUUUUGGCCGUCCUUUUUCAAGGUUAUAGUUGAUUUUCAACAUUAAAGCUGAUUUUCAAGGUAAAAGCUGAU
Nerophis ophidion (straightnose pipefish) is the source of this 1653-nucleotide messenger RNA. RefSeq names its product DNA polymerase zeta catalytic subunit-like. Gene Ontology annotation, biological process: error-prone translesion synthesis; double-strand break repair via homologous recombination. Gene Ontology annotation, cellular component: nucleus; zeta DNA polymerase complex. The record is from RefSeq and is a predicted model, not a curated record. Bases 235 to 1392 code for a protein of 385 amino acids. The transcript has 8 exons. NCBI's taxonomy places the organism in Eukaryota, Metazoa, Chordata, Actinopteri, Syngnathiformes, Syngnathidae. Gene Ontology annotation, molecular function: DNA-directed DNA polymerase activity.